AUGUAUGAUCAUUUCUAUGUUUCAGGAUCCUCACGUGAUCCGCUUCGUUCAGCAGAUCACAAUGACGUUGAAUGUGCAUCCCUGUUGGGCUUCAAACCUUCCGGCAGUCAACUUCAAGCACGUGUCGAACCAAGUCUCAUGUACGACUUUCCCCUACCGAUCGGGGGUAGUCCAGGGACCGCAAGCACCUCGGCCGGUCCAGGUCUGAAUACAACCAGUACAGCAGCAGCAUCAUCACCAUCCCAACCCCUGAUCACAGGUUCGGAUGGUGAACCGACCCCUUUGGGGACAACGGUUGGAGGAAAAUUGGACAAAUUGAUCAUGCCUAAUGCCACAACAAUUGGUGUACGGAGCAAAACAAACGCUCUAAUGGAACAGAAAAACAAUUCGAAAACAAUUAGCAAUUACGAAGCUACAGUAGACGGUGUCGCAAUCAAUCGAAAACUCAGUCUUCUGCCUACUCAACCCAAAGGGAACAAAGCAUUGAAAGUGACCGCCACAAUAGAUAAACCACCACUCACUUCCGUCGUCAAUUUGGGCAAAGAUGGUGGAAUGGAUUUGGACUCGUGGCAAAUGGGACCACCGGAAUCCGCUUCCGGAGUACCUCAGUAUGAGGAGUUUUUAGCCAUUCAGAACUCAUUCGCUAUCACACCACCACGCCUUUCGAUUGGGUCUGUGGAACGCGUAGACGGCAGACCGAAAAGUCGAUCACAUUCACCUGACUGA
Messenger RNA from Echinostoma caproni, 726 nucleotides. The record is from the annotation of a GenBank genome assembly. NCBI's taxonomy places the organism in Eukaryota, Metazoa, Platyhelminthes, Trematoda, Plagiorchiida, Echinostomatidae.